This is a messenger RNA of Alternaria atra, 3396 nucleotides long. RefSeq lists its product as uncharacterized. The record is from RefSeq and is a predicted model, not a curated record. Bases 1 to 3396 code for a protein of 1131 amino acids. The transcript is spliced from 6 exons. NCBI's taxonomy places the organism in Eukaryota, Fungi, Ascomycota, Dothideomycetes, Pleosporales, Pleosporaceae.
AUGGCCAACCCCGCAACGGACCCCAAGGCGGCACCGCUCGCCGACGAGCUGAAAGAGCUCGCGCUUUCGCUCCCGACAACCGUCUUUCCAAAGAACUUCUUUUGCGCCCUUUGCAACCAGCUUGCAUUCGACUCAUACAAACUAAUCUGUUGCGCCAAGUCAAUCUGCUCAUCAUGUCAAGGAAACCUCCAGUUCCCGACGACGUGUCCAUCAUGCGACCACUCACCACUCGAAGCCGAAUCGUGCACAGUGAAUAAAUCUCUCCGCAAUACGAUGCGAGUGUGGCUACAAAAGCAGAAGAAGAAGGAAGAGGCCAAAGCCGCGGCACAGGCAGCUACCCCGCCCGUGGAGGUUACACCAGCUGCGUCUGAGGUACAGCCGGUUGGCGAUGGUGCAGAAAAGCCCGUAGACAGCGUUGAGGAUACACCAAAGGCAGAGGACAACGCUGCUGAACAAGCUGCCGGUUCUGCGGAGAACGCGGAAGAGGCUGGACAGCGCGCUGGCUCUGCCUCGGCCCAACCGAAUGAGGACAACCCCUCUCUUGAGAACAAGACUGAGCGACGCGGUAGCACCGCCUCCCAGAACGCGACCAAAAGCACCGAACCUGCUGCUGCAGACGGAGUGUCCGACGAGCAAAAAAAUACGAAUGGAGCAGAUGGCAUGAUGGGCAACAACCCGGCGCUGAACGGUAUGCAAGGUCAAAUGGGGUUUGGCUUUCCCAACCAGGGUGGCUUCAACAAUGGUAUGGCCUGGAACGGCAUGCCCAACAUGAUGGCCAACGGUGGCUGGAACGGCAUGAAUCCUAUGGACUUCAACAGUAUGAACGGCAUGUACGGCAACUUUGGAGGGAACAUGAGCAUGGGCAUGAACGACAUGUCUGCCAUGAACAUGAUGCAAUAUGGUGGCGGCUAUGGCAAUGGGUGGAAUGGCAUGGGCGGUGGUUAUGGAAACUUCAGCGGGCCCAAUCAGAUGGGUGGCUAUAAUCAAUCUGGAGCAUAUCCCGAGAUGAUGAACCAAUUCCCCAAGAAUAAUUUCCCAAACCAGAACCAGAAUCGUUUCCAUGCCAAUCAAGGAGGAGCACAUCCUCAGCGAAACAACAGGAAUGGCAGCCAAGGUGGCUUUGGUCCUGGUUUCCAGACAGCGCCAGGUCGUGCGGGCAGCCACGGCGGUCCUUUGCAAAACGUACGUUCAACCCAUCAACAAAACUCACCGAACCCGUACAAGGGAAUCGGCAUAACUUGGAAAUCGAAAACUGACGCGAUUCGUCCUACGCAGCGUGACGGCCAGUCGCCUGAUGGUCUCGCUAAUGCUGCCCCUGAGGUCAAGACUGAGGGUGAGCAGCCGAAAGCGUCCGCAGAGCCAACUGAGGAAGGUAAAGAGACCGUGGACGGUGGUCUAGUAUCGGUUGAACAGCAGACUUCUGCAAACAGCGUCGGCGCUGGCGCCGUGAGCGAAGCUGCUGGCGAUGAUACUAACCAAGCAGGCGAUGGUGUACAGGAUGAGGCGCAAGAUGAUGGUCUGAAGCCUAUACAGACCGUAGACUCUGGCGAUCCAGACAUGCAGGAGUACGACCAAUCCAUGAUGGGCCAUGGCAUGCCAUACACCCAAGGAAUGAUGAAUCAGUUCCCGGAUCAGCACAUGAAUGCACCCUUCAAUCCCAGCAUGAACAUGAACAUGGGAUACAAUGGCAACUAUGGUUCUCGUGGCGGCUUCAAUAACGGUGCGUAUGGCGCUGCAACGGUUCUGACAGGCCAGCCAACGGAACCUAUUGGUGUUGGCGUUGUAGGCGCGCCAACUGGACCACGUGCGAUGAGAGAAGGUCGACCCAACACUGGCUUUUCGAGUCGUAUGAACAGCGGACGAUAUGGACCACCGCCACCACCACCCAAGAGCGUAUCAUCUACCCAAGAUGCGGCACCUGGCAGCCCUCAGCGAAGAGUCCGAUCGCGGUCUCCUCUACGUGAUGAGAGCAUGCGCGUUAAGGAACGCUCACCAACGCGCUCUCGGUCAAGAUCACGAGUAAGGGAUGAUGAUAGGGAUGCGCAGCGUCCGCGAUCACGUUCUGCGGACCGUCAAUCUCGCCGCGAUGACCGCGGUAGAUCCGCCACGCCAGUAGACGAUGACUAUGAAGACCGCAAAGACCGCAAGCACCACCGGUCGUCACGCUAUGACGAUCGUGAACAGGAAUAUGAUGAUCGAUACCGCGAUGAGAAGGGUAGUCGGGGUGACCGUACACGAACUGCAUCAGCAGAUUCCAAGUAUCGCAGCAGCCGCCGCGACAAAGACAAGCACCGUUCAUCGCGAUCACACCGCGACCGAAGCAAGGAACACCGUCGUCGCCACCGCUCCCGGUCACCUCGUGAGGAAGACAAAUACGAGGAUGAGGAGGCGUACGUCAAUGGUGAAAAAGAUUCUGAUGGCAGCUCACGUCGUAAACAUAGGAGUGGGCGCGACCGAUCACGCGACAAGGAGCGUGAGCGAGACCGCAAGGAUCGUAAAGAGCGAGAUCGCGACUAUGACUAUGAUCGUGAGAAGGAUCGCUCUCGCGACAAAGACAAGGACCGUAGGCGGCGCCGCGAUCGCGAAGCUGAAGAUGAAGAGCGCGACUACGAUGACGACAAGUACCGCUCUUCACGUCGUAGCCGCAAAGACCGAGACCGCGAGCGACGAGACUACGAUGACCGUGAGCGCAAAGACAAGCCAUCCCAAUCGGAGAAGGAGGAAGAUGUUGUUGGUCAAAUGAUGAAGAAACGCGCAGUAUCCCCACCUUUGAAUGCGCCGACAGGACCCUCAGCAAAUGGCUUCAGCAUCAAGGGUCGCUCGAAGAACACCGUCAUGCCUCCACCGGCUCAACCUCCAACCGGCCCGCGAGGCUUUCAGCCACCCAAGGGUCCGGCUGCUGAUCGUAAUAAAGAACGUAGUGGAGAUGCGAGGGAUCACCGUCGCAAGAGCAGUGUCAGCUCGGCGACGAGUACCCCAACUGGCUCUUCAUCAAAAGAGAAGGAAACAUCCCAAGACCACUAUGCCGCUGAACGAGAGCGCAACGCCCGGGAGCGGGAUAGUCGUGAACGCGUUGAAAAGCCUUCCGGCUCUAGCAAGUCUCUCCACUCGCGCAUCUCCCCGACAUCUCGCCCCGCGCUGUCUAGUAAGCGCAGCAGAGACGAUUUCGAUGACGAGGCCUCUGUACCAAAGGGUCCCAAAGCCGAUGUGAAACCUCCUACAGGUCCCGCAUCCCAUCGCGACAAGCGUAGGAAGUCUGGAGCAACAGGUGACGAUAACAUUGCCAACCUCUUCACAGCUGGUCUGCGCAAGAAUGCGAAGGCUCGUCGUGGUGGUGUGAGGACCGAAGGAGAUGUCGAGCGCGAAAUGAUGGAGCGCGAGCGCGAGCGCCGGUAG